Molecule: messenger RNA, 417 nt
Organism: Exophiala aquamarina CBS 119918
Lineage: Eukaryota; Fungi; Ascomycota; Eurotiomycetes; Chaetothyriales; Herpotrichiellaceae
Exons: 2
Coding region: 1-417 (138 amino acids)
Biological process (GO): transmembrane transport; carbohydrate transport
Cellular component (GO): membrane
Molecular function (GO): carbohydrate:proton symporter activity
Source: RefSeq, a predicted model, not a curated record
AUGGCGGGAGGCACAAGUAUCUGGUUCAGCCAGCAAGCCAAGCAUGGUCCAAGGGAGAUCUUCAAUCUACGGCUUCUGUUCAUUCUCAUUUCUGUCGCUUGGGGUACUAUUGCGGCCAUGCUCGCAGCUGGUGGCUCUGCAGGUGCUCUCUGUGCUGCACCUACAGCUGAUUUCCUCGGCAGGGAGUGGUCCGUCUUCCUCUGGGGCAUCGUCUUUUUGAUCGGUGCAGUCAUGCAAAUGAUUGCAAACUACGACGUCCUGAUCGCUGGCCGUUUCUUUGGAGGCUUGGGAGUGGGUGCAACAUCAAUGCCUGCUCCUCAAUUCCUUGCAGAAAACUCUCCGAAAUUGAUUCGUGGCUCCAUGACAGCCACUUAUAAUUUGAUGAUCCUUCAGUCUCUGGUCCAGGCCAGACAUUAA